AUGCCUCCAAAGGAUCAAAAGAAAGGUGCCGCCACCAAGGGCAAGGCCGGCAAGCAAGCCAACGCUGCUGCGAAGUCUGCGUUGAAGGGCUCGCACUCGCAGAAGGUCCGCAAGGUCCGCACCUCGACGACCUUCCACCAACCUAAGACCCUCCAACUCUCCCGCAACCCCAAGUACCUCCGCAAGUCCGUCCCCGCGCAACCUCGCCUCGAUGAGCACAAGGUCAUCAUCCACCCUCUCAACACCGAGAGCGCGAUGAAGAAGAUUGAGGAGAACAACACCUUGGUCUUCAUUGUUGAUAUCAAGGCCAACAAGAGACAAAUCAAGGAGGCGUUGAAGAAGCUGUACGAUAUUGACACCGUCAAGAUCAACACCCUCAUCCGACCUGAUGGAUCCAAGAAGGCCUUUGCCCGUCUGACCCCAGACGUCGACGCUCUCGAUAUCGCUGCCACCAAGCUCGCCAUCGUCUAA
Molecule: messenger RNA, 471 nt
Organism: Lachnellula hyalina
Lineage: Eukaryota; Fungi; Ascomycota; Leotiomycetes; Helotiales; Lachnaceae
Gene: RL25
Product: 60S ribosomal protein
Exons: 4
Coding region: 1-471 (156 amino acids)
Biological process (GO): ribosomal large subunit assembly; translation
Cellular component (GO): cytosolic large ribosomal subunit; ribosome
Molecular function (GO): structural constituent of ribosome
Source: RefSeq, a predicted model, not a curated record